Molecule: messenger RNA, 1910 nt
Organism: Asparagus officinalis (garden asparagus)
Lineage: Eukaryota; Viridiplantae; Streptophyta; Magnoliopsida; Asparagales; Asparagaceae
Exons: 8
Coding region: 90-1052 (320 amino acids)
Biological process (GO): exonucleolytic trimming to generate mature 3'-end of 5.8S rRNA from tricistronic rRNA transcript (SSU-rRNA, 5.8S rRNA, LSU-rRNA)
Molecular function (GO): 3'-5'-RNA exonuclease activity; nucleic acid binding
Source: RefSeq, a predicted model, not a curated record
UACGUGGCUCAACCCGACCCGAAUGGCAACCUCGCUUCAUCAAAUCGAAUACUCGCUGCGUCGUGACGAGAAAAGAAAAGGGGGCUGAAAUGAUGUCCUUCGUCAGGCUUUUCCCCUCCCCUCGCUUCAUCUCCCCUCUCUCUUCACCCCCUCUCCUCCGCCGCCGUUUAAGCUCUCCUCGCAGCAAUCUCUCUGUCUCCUCCGCCGUCACCCCCGCCGCUUCCCCGGGGGCCGAAGAGAUGGUUUCGACAUCUCAGAGGACUUUGAAAAGUUGGAAGCCCAUGUGUCUUUACUACACCCAGGGAAAAUGCACUCUUAUGGAUGAUGAAGUACACCUUGAGAAAUUCAAUCACAGUUAUUUAUCAGACCUUCAAGCGAAUGAUUCUGAUGUCAGUAACUUGAAGAGUCAAGAUUUAGAUUACAUUUUAGUCCUUGAUUUGGAGGGAAAAGUUGAAAUCCUUGAAUUUCCCAUUGUGAUGAUUGACUGCAGGACAAUGGAAUUUGUUGAUUCAUUUCACAGGUUUGUGAGACCAACUGAAAUGGGUCAGCAAAGAAUAAAUGAGUAUAUUAAAGGGAAAUAUGGAAAAUUUGGAAUUGAUAGAGUAUGGCAUGAUACAGCUAUCCCAUUCAAAGAUGUAAUCAUGGAGUUUGAGACAUGGGUGAGCAAUCAUCAUUUGUGGAAGAAAGAAUCUGAAGGCCCCCUACAUGGAGCUGCGUUUGUAACUUGUGGUAAUUGGGAUAUAAAGACGAAGAUCCCUCAACAAUGCAAAGUUUCCAAAAUGAAGAUUCCUCCAUACUUCAUGGAGUGGAUCAAUCUGAAGGACGUUUACCUGAAUUUUUACAAUAGAAGGGCAACAGGGAUGAUGACAAUGAUGAGAGAACUAGAGAUUCCAGUAUUUGGUAGUCACCAUCUCGGGAUUGAUGACACUAAAAAUAUAGCAAGAGUUGUUCAGCGCCUCCUCAGUGAUGGUGCUCUCUUGAAGAUCACAGCAAGAAGGAUUUCCUCUGACCCAGGUGAUGUGAAAUUUCUAUUUAAGAAUAGAAUCAGAUGAUGUUGUCCGAUUUCCUAGUAACGGAGCCUAGUUGUUGAGAGAGAUUGAAGAAUGCAACAAAUUUCCUCUGACCCAGGUGAUGUGAAAUUUCUAUUUAAGAAUAGAAUCAGAUGAUGUUGUCCGAUUUCCUAGUAACGGAGCCUAGUUGUUGAGAGAGAUUGAAGAAUGCAACAAAUUUCCUCUGACCCAGGUGAUGUGAAAUUUCUAUUUAAGAAUAGAAUCAGAUGAUGUUGUCCGAUUUCCUAGUAACGGAGCCUAGUUGUUGAGAGAGAUUGAAGAAUGCAACAAAUUUCCUCUGACCCAGGUGAUGUGAAAUUUCUAUUCAAGAAUAGAAUCAGAUGAUGUUGUCCGAUUUCUAGUAACAGAGCCUAGUUGUUGAGAGAUAUUGAAGAAUGCAACGACUCCCUUAAAUGUAUAUUACUUCAUUGUGCUAAGCUGAGUUCAACAGCAUUCCAGCGCAGUCCCAUUAUAAUAGGAUAUUUAGGAUCUUAUUAACUUGUGUGCUGUCAUUAUAGAGCAACCAGUUGCAGUCUGACUCACUGAGCAUAACCGCUACCUAUACGUCUUUCUUACAUGAGCAACGAUUGAUCUUCAUCAGUUACAGCUUCUACUAAUAGGAAACGCAGGCCACAUGUUAUGGACUUCGGUUGGUUACUACGGUCCCCUCGUUGAGGUUUCAUUGUCUUGCCUCUCCGCAGUCGAGAGAGAGAGAGAGAGAGACGACAUCAGUAUAAGUUCAGGCAACCUGACGGGCACUAGAAUUUCAGCAUGCUUGCUAAUCUUGUAUUGAAAGGAACUUGACAUUGCCAGUCUGUUUCUGAGAAACAGGUGUGCUCUUAUUAGAGUUUCUUCCCCAUA